AAGGGAUCCUGGAAUCUCGAAGGCUGCAUUACAAACAUUUAUCCAAACUUCUGGUCAUUCGUCUCCCAUAGCUAGUUUCCUUCAACCCUACUAACCUAACAUAGCGGCCAAUUCCUCUAAACACGCCGACGCAAAUCGAACUUACCCCUCGGCUUUCUAUCAGAGUCACCCUUCUGGAUGCUAAUCACUGUACAGGUGCAGUGAUGUUCCUCAUCGAAGGUCAUGGAAAAUCUAUCCUCUACACCGGCGAUAUUCGUGCGGAAACUUGGUGGGUUAACAGCCUUGUCCGGCAUCCAGUGCUCAUCCCCUACACACUGGGUAGUAAGCGAUUGGACAAGAUCUAUCUCGAUAGUACAUUUGCCCGUCACUCGUCCGUAUAUCGUACAUUCCCGUCUAAAGCAGACGGCCUGGCGGAGCUUUUGCAGAAAGUGGCCACCUACCCAGAGGGCACUACGUUCUACUUCCGGGCAUGGACUUUUGGAUAUGAGGAAGUUUGGAUGGCACUUUCCGCCGCACUCAACUCGAAGGUUCAUGUGGAUCGGUAUCAACUGGGCCUAUAUAGGUCACUCGUUUCCGCUCAGACACUUGUCGGCGAAGCAUCUGCUCUCUGUGGCUUUGAACUCGGGAAUCGAUUUGUUCCUGGCUGUCUGAGCGAAGACGAAGAUUGUCGCAUUCAUAGCUGUGAACCAGGCGUACAGUGCUCAGCAAUACCUUCAAAGAAUCCCGUUUACAUUGUCCCGAUAGUUAGUCGAGCGAGAGAUGGUUCGACACUACCCGAAGUUGGUGCUGGAGGUGGAAUAGGCGAUCUGUAUCAAAUUCAUGAGCUCGAAAUCCCAGACGAGUCUGUACUAGAACGGCUGGAGAAACUUUGUCUAGAGCGGAUUUACGAUCCCCAGACGCUCUCAGAAACGCGGGAGGCGCUCAUCCAAGCUUUCAAGUCUAAGACCAAGGUACUCCCGCUUGAUAGCUAUGGGAUGGAGGGUGAUAAAGACAUACCGCUGGAGAAACUAGUGAAUAUCCUCAGUCGGGGUCGUUUCUAUGACAAAGGUUGGUCGGAGAACAACCAAGGGCCAGCAGGACCACGAGACAAGUCGGAAAAUCAGCUUCCAAGAACCAUUCACUUUUCGUAUUCGCGCCACUCAUCCUAUGCAGAAUUGUGCGAGCUGGUCUCCGCAUUCAAACCAAAAGACAUAUACCCUUGCACAGUGGACGCAUUAUCCUGGGACGAGGACGUCUCUAUGCAGAGUCUCUUCGGACAUCUUUGUUCCGGUACAGAGUUUGCCCACGACCAACACAUGCGGGACAUGCUAGAUACGGACGAUGAACUUCGUGGGAAGAAACGAACGCCCUACGAAGAAUCCUUGUCACAAUCAAGCCAACGAUCAUCCAGCAAGCUCGAUAGUAUACCCAGAGCUAUAAUGAAUUUCACCAGCAACCCCGGAAAUAGCACAGGUUCACAAAGAAGACACCUAGAUCACCCAGAAACCCAGCCCAGCAGACCAACAACGUCGUCAUCCCCACAUUCGCCCUCAGAGAGAAUCCACUUCCCACCAUCCCCAGCAACUACCGGAGAAAGCAACCAAGCCGUCGGCGAACCACUUCCCAUCCCAAUAUCAACCCGAGAGGCAGAACAAGCUAGACGGAACGAGAUCCGCCAAGCGUGGCACUUCCUAAACAAUGCUCGCUCUGCAGAAAAUCCCUUCCACCUUGGAUCCCUCCCCUCCUCAUUGUCUACCGAAGAAGGGACAUCGUGCCGCUUUAUCGAGCAUUCAGACGAUGAAGCCAACAUGGACGUAGAUCUCACAGGCAACGAUAUCGAAGAGCCAGAUCCAGCCCCCGAUAGUCAACUCAGCCACGCGCUCUCUAUUUCCUCCUCUGCCUUCGCUUCCCAAGAGCACCAAUUAGAGCCAAGCAGCGAUAUAGGGUUUGACUGCACACUAGACGGCCAGGUUGUGGCUCGAGAACAGUCACAACCUUAUGGUACUACCCAGACACCCAGUCUUCUAAAGCGAAGUAGCAGUUCAUCUCGAGUACGGAGAGCGGCAUAUCGAGCUGCUAAGGCGGAUAGUUAUGAGGCUUGGGCGUCGAUGGGACUUGUUUCUGCAGGUGAUAAUCAUACGGAAGAGGAGAUCGAGUUGUGAUUUUAUUAAUACCUCGAUUUAAUCAAGACAUGAUCGCCAGCGUACUAUAUAAGCGCUUGAUAAUGUAUACAUAUGAUCGUAGGAGACGUUAAAUUAUUGAUAAAUAGAAAAAAACCCAAAAAGAAACAACACAAUGGAUAUAUCAUGGCACAUAUUCAUAACUCAUUAUACUAUGCAUACAGCUCCGAAAUGCAAAGGAAAUAACCAACCUAUUACCCUAAUCUAUGCAGCGAGAAAGUUAAGAAUGAAAAUGUGCUAAACACACGAACGCAUACAGGUUAGGUAUCUCAACAUGACUAGGAACCAAACGAAAUCAGAGAAAGAGAAAAGAGAAAAAAAUUGAAAAAGAAAAAGAAAAAGAAAAGCUUAUAAUCUAAUAAAC
This is a messenger RNA of Aspergillus alliaceus, 2523 nucleotides long. Its product is annotated as putative DNA repair protein. Gene Ontology annotation, molecular function: damaged DNA binding; 5'-3' DNA exonuclease activity. Gene Ontology annotation, biological process: protection from non-homologous end joining at telomere; interstrand cross-link repair; double-strand break repair via nonhomologous end joining. Bases 204 to 2141 code for a protein of 645 amino acids. NCBI's taxonomy places the organism in Eukaryota, Fungi, Ascomycota, Eurotiomycetes, Eurotiales, Aspergillaceae. The transcript has 4 exons. The record is from RefSeq and is a predicted model, not a curated record.